Molecule: messenger RNA, 1065 nt
Organism: Penicillium canescens
Lineage: Eukaryota; Fungi; Ascomycota; Eurotiomycetes; Eurotiales; Aspergillaceae
Product: SDR family oxidoreductase
Exons: 2
Coding region: 1-1065 (354 amino acids)
Source: RefSeq, a predicted model, not a curated record
AUGGAAACAUCCCCAAGAGGCGCCACCUCACCAGCACCGCGCGAACCGACACUAAACCUACCCUCAACAACGGACCCCCCAAGCCCGCAGAAUCCCCCCAAGCCCCUCGUAUGGCUGAUCUUCGGCGCAACAGGCCACAUGGGCCGCUCCCUGGUUAAAACCGCACUCGCCCACAACGACCUAGUAGCAGCAGUAGGCCGCACCUACGAAAACAGCCCGGAAGCAAUGAAAGAACUAGAAUCCGAACACGAGAACUGCAUGGGUCUCCUCUGCGACGUGCGCGCCCGCGAGACCGUCAAGUGGGUAAUUGACCAGACAAUCGCGCGGUUCGGGCGUAUCGAUGUGAUCGCCAAUUGUUCCGGGUACGGCGUCAUCGGAGCCUGCGAGGACCAGGAUGAAUUCGAUAUCCGGAAUCAGUUCGAAACGAAUUUCACAGGGACGCUGAAUAUGAUUCAGUUGUCUUUGCCGCAUUUCCGACAGCGGAGGGCGGGACGGUAUCUUAUUUUCAGUUCGACCAGUGGUGCGCUGGGGGUCCCUGGGUUGGGACCGUAUUGUGCGUCGAAGUAUGCUGUUGAGGGUUUGAUGGAGAGUAUGCUGUAUGAGGUUGACAGCUUCAAUAUCAAGGGGACGCUUGUUGAGCCGGGGCAUAUGCGUCGUGAUGAUAUUGGAGAUUUGGUUUCGCCUUCUGCUAUGGCUGCCAAACCGUCCGAGCAUAAUCUAUCUUCGCCGUUGCCUUUGUAUGGGCAUUUCCUUGUCAAGCCGCCAAGUGAGCCGUAUAAUACGUCUACGUCGCCGGCGGCGCAUGCUCGGCGGAUGUUGAUGUGGCUUGGGGAUAAGCAGCCUGCGAGUGCGGUCAAGGCGGCGCAUUUGGUUUGGCAGCUUGGGCAUUGCUCUUAUCCUCCGUUGCGGUUGAUUCUGGGGACUUAUGCUGUUGAGAGUAUUCGGGACCGGUUGAAGUGUAUUAUUGAGGAGAUUGAGGAUUGGAAGCAUCUUAGUUUUCCGUUGGGGGAGGCGCAGCCCACGAGGGAUCGAUCUUCUGUGGGCGAGGGUGCUGACGCAGAUUGA